Tarenaya hassleriana is the source of this 1394-nucleotide messenger RNA. RefSeq names its product tetraspanin-18. The transcript is spliced from 6 exons. The coding region runs from base 364 to 1281 and encodes 305 amino acids. NCBI's taxonomy places the organism in Eukaryota, Viridiplantae, Streptophyta, Magnoliopsida, Brassicales, Cleomaceae. The record is from RefSeq and is a predicted model, not a curated record. Gene Ontology annotation, cellular component: membrane.
UAUAUGAAGAAGCCCAAUUUUAAAUUUUUUCCUCGGGACUGACAAAAAUAAAUAAAUUUUUUGUGCGCCAUACCAUAUCCGAAGAUUCACUAUCGCCACUUCUCACAUACCAAAACCAACCAAUCACAUCUUCGGAUUGUUUCUGUACGUAGCAAAUAUUUUGCUUUCUCCACGCGGAAAAUGUAGAUCGUGUGCGCCAACAGAGGAAAACACAAAGGCGACACCUUUACAAGACCAACUUCGAGCAGUGCUUCGUGAAGACAGCUUUUGCCGUAUUCUGCUUUUCUUUCCUCACUGGUCUUCAGACCAUAGGAUCAGUGGGAGUUUUCUCUCAGAGAUCGAAAUCGAGAAUUUGAGCGAGAAAUGCGGCGGAACUGCUGCCAUGUCUCGUUCGCCGCCGUUCUCAAAAUCCUCAAUUUCAUGCAAGCGUUCUUCGGCGUAUCGAUCAUAAUCUACUCGAUAUGGAUGCUCGAUCAAUGGAACCGUGGUGUCCCUGUGGAUCCUCCGACGGCUUCUUCGUCGGAAUCCUCGUCCUCGUUCUUUGAUCAUGAUCUCGUGGCGGGUGAGGGUCCCGGGUUCAAUCUCCUUUCGCUGGACUUUCCUUCUCCAUGGGUCAUCUACUUGUUUAUGGGGGUUGGCAUUUUGGUCUGCAUCGUCACUUUCAUUGGUCUCAUAGCAGCUGAAGCUAUCAAUGGCUGUUGCUUGUGCUUUUGCUCUAUCCUAAAAACUGUGCUCGUUCUACUAGAAGCCGCCCUUGUUGGAUUCAUAGCUAUCGAUCGUCAUUGGGAAAAGGAUCUUCCAUAUGAUCCAACUGAAGAACUCGACGGCCUUCGAGCUUUCAUAGCGGAAAAGAUCGAUAUGUGCAAAUGGGUUGGGAUUGCUGUGGUGGUGGUUCAGCUUCGGUCAUUGAUACUGGCGAUGGUCCUUAGAGCAAUGGUUUCAACCCGAAGAUCUGAGCUCGAAGAUGAAGAGGAAGACUAUGAGAACCCGAGGAGUAGAGCUCGGGACCCUCUUCUCGGCUCAUCGCAGCCAAACCAAGCUUCGGCUCGUCCAAGCAAGAUUGACAACUGGAGCUCUCGUAUGCGAGAAAAGUAUGGACUGAGCAAUGGUCUGAAUCAGAGUUCAUCAAUCAACACAAAAUGCCAAUUAAACGAAAAUGGAUCAGAGCCGUCCAUCCAUGAUGGUGAAUUUGCUCUCUCUCUCUCUCUCUCAAGUGUGCAUAGAAAGCUUCCACUGGGAAGAGAGUCUCUGUCCUUUAAUAUCUCUGUUUGCCAAUGUUAAUUGUUAGUAUCUGUAUCUGUAUCUGUAUCGUAAAGCAGAGGAAAGGACGUAUUUAUUGUCACUGCUGAGUAAUUUAAAUAUUAAACCUCUCCUCAAUGUUACAUUUGACAUCA